This is a messenger RNA of Eimeria acervulina, 285 nucleotides long. Its product is annotated as GTP-binding nuclear protein Ran-A1, related. The transcript has 3 exons. Lineage: Eukaryota; Apicomplexa; Conoidasida; Eucoccidiorida; Eimeriidae. Gene Ontology annotation, biological process: protein import into nucleus; ribosomal subunit export from nucleus. The record is from RefSeq and is a predicted model, not a curated record. Gene Ontology annotation, molecular function: GTP binding; GTPase activity. Gene Ontology annotation, cellular component: cytoplasm; nucleus. The coding region runs from base 1 to 285 and encodes 94 amino acids.
AUGACAGUAGACGUAAAAGAUAGACAAGUGAAGGCGAGAGUUAUUCAGUUUCAUAGAAAGAAGAAUCUGCAGUAUUAUGAUAUCAGCGCUCGUUCUAAUUAUAACUUUGAGAAGCCUUUUCUCUGGUUAGCCAGGAGACUCACCAAUCAGGCAUCGCUUACUUUCACAGGAGAGCAUGCGAAAGCCCCAGAGAUUAUGAUAGACCCAUCACUGGUGCAGCAGGCAGAGCGCGAGUUGCAGGAAGCAGUAAAUACAGCAAUUGAAGACGAUGAUGAAGAUCUGUAA